GUACUUUCGUUACACGGAUGCAUAAAAUUAACAAUUUAUGCCAACCAAGUCAUUAUUUCCUAUCCACAUUAUUGAUCCAACAUAUAAAGAUAUAAAUGAAUAUGCAAAAGAUUAUGAUUAUGAUCUACGUGGUGUACCAAUAUCAAAAUGGAUAUUGAUCAUAAAUUAUCCAUUAAUUUAUUUAAAAUAUUAUUUAGAAAAUUACUCGUUUCUGUCAUAUUUACUACCGGUGAUAUUACUUUUGAUAUUUUAUAUUUUAAUGAAUCUUGUUGAAAGUAUCAACUGUUUAUAUUAUAAAAUGAAAAUUGCAAGAGAAUGGAAAAAAUUUACAGAUAAACAUUAUCAUCCAGUAUCAACUGAAAACAAACCGGAAGACAUCAAUCUUAAACGAUCAAAACAAUCCCACGAACAAUGUAAAGAAGAUACUUCAAACGUUACAGAAGGACAACAGAAAGAAGAUUUAAUAGACCCUGUUCUUACCUGCCUACCCUAUCAUAUGAGAAAGUUACUAACAAUUACAACUGUAAACGAUAAAGUAUCGAAUGAAACUAAUACAGAAUCAAUUGAUGAAAAAAUCCAGCUUCAGGAAAUUGAAAGCCAAGGUUGGAUAAACGAAUACAUAUCUAGAGUUCGUGUUGCAAUGAAACAAGCUGCAAAGUAUCAAAAAAUAAAAUCUUAUCCUUGCGAAGAAUGGAAUUCUCUUGUGUGCUACAAUGAAGAUGGUAACGACCAAAAUGAAGGUCAGAAGAAUCCUAACAGUAUCAAAGAGGUUGAUUCGUCCAAAAUGAAAACACAACUAGUAGAUAAUGACCACAAGGAUAACAAAAAUAAUGAGAAGCAAAAACCGCUACCAGAAUUUCAAUUCAAAGGAACUGGUGAAUCACAUGGUAAAUUAUCUGGUACUAGGGAACAGAAUUCGUUAGCACCGAUUUCACACAAAAAACGAAAUAAACGUUAUCAAUCAAAACAACGCUUAAUGAAAUUUAAUAAACCGUUGUAUUUAACAACUGAACAAGCGUUGUUUAAAGAUAGUGGUCAAGUAUCAAAUCUACAUAGUCUAUCAUAUAGACAGAAUAGUUAUCAUUAUUACUCAAGGCAUCAUAAAAGGCAUAAACGUUCUGAAAAAGAAAUUUAAAUGAGCUGCAAAUAAUCAAACAAACAUUUGUUGCAUCAGACUUGAAUGAAGACUGAAAAAACUACUAUAAGAAACCAAUUUUUCCUUAUAAAUAAACAAAACAUUGAUGGAAGCAAAGAAGUAACAAAUACUUGUCAGUUGAUUCAUUUGGAAUAUUACUACAUUAUUAUAAUAAUAAUAACAAGUAAAAUUCUUACGGUUAUUAAUGAAAUUUACUCUAAUUUUACUGCAUAA
Schistosoma guineensis is the source of this 1369-nucleotide messenger RNA. NCBI's taxonomy places the organism in Eukaryota, Metazoa, Platyhelminthes, Trematoda, Strigeidida, Schistosomatidae. The record is from the annotation of a GenBank genome assembly.